GUCACGUGACCCGGAUGCGUCGGCAGUCAUAAAACAUGGCGCUGCAGUUCACGGACGCGGAUUUUAAGGAGGCUUGGAAGGAGCUGGACGAGCCUCAGCUCGAGGGAGGAUGGGAACUUUUCACAGAGAGCAUGGGCAUGAAAAUAUACCGACUUUACAAUAAGGAAACAGGUCUUUAUGAGUAUAAAGUGCUCGGCACGCUGUCCAGCUGUUCUCCAGAGGUCUGUGCAGAUGUUUACAUGGAUCUGGACUACAGGAAGCAGUGGGACAGUUAUGUCAAAGAGCUACAUGAGAAAGACUAUGGUGGACAGAAGGCCGUUUACUGGGAGGUGAAAUAUCCCUUUCCCCUGUCCAACAGAGACUACGUGUACGUUCGGGAGCGCAGGGACUUGCUGGUGGACGGGAGGAAGAUCUGGAUGGUGCUGGCGAGGAGCUCAGACGUGUCUCAUUGCCCUGAGAAGUCAGGAGUGAUCAGGGUGAAGGACUACAAGCAGACUGUUGUCAUGGAGAGUGAUGGAGCCCAGGGCAUUAAAGUCUUCAUGAACUACUUUGACAAUCCGGGAGGUAACAUCCCAACGUGGCUCAUCAACUGGGCAGCGAAGACUGGAGUUCCAGGCUUUCUGAAGGACUUACAGGAUGCCUGCUCCAAAUACUCGAACCACUGCAAGAACAGGAAGUGAAGUGCACUUGUGAAGUGACCUUGUUAACCCUUUCUCUCUCAGUCCACUCGUCUCCUCUCCAUCUUCAUCCCUCACACUGCUGCCUAAAGAAUGACUAGAAGAAUGUCAGCCUUCAUUAUUAUUAUUAUUAUUAUUAUUAUUAUUAUUAUUAUUAUUAUUAUUAUUAUUACACAGUCACAUGCAUCUAAAAAUGCUUCCCGGUCUUUCUGUCUUUCCGAACUACUUUGAUUAGUGGUGUUACGAAGAAUACCAGAAAAAUCCAGCAGAAAUUGUUUCUUUCCACUAGCCUUCUUAGCAGCAAGUGAAGGAUGAGAUCCAGCUCAAGUACAGGACUAUAAUCUGUAUAAAAAUAAAAACAAGGAAAGACAGAAAACACACCGAGUCCCAAACACACUGCUGUACUUUUUAAUACGUCCCUAAUGACCAGCAUCAGCAUCCGUGCCUUCUUUAUUCUCCACAUUUCCUGAUAUGUUCUCCAUUUAAACUAAAAAUAUAUCUGUAAUGCAGUGGCUCAUUCACAUUAAUAUAAAUACACACACUACUUAAUUUACACAAUCGUAUAAAAAGUUCCACAAAAGCAUGAGCUGAUAAAUAAGCGCUGAGCGCAUGUGGAGCUGCUCCCCCUGCUGGCUGCAUGCGGUACUGCAGGAUAAUUUACAACAUUCACAAGGCUAAAAUCUGUAUGCUGUUUUACACUCCAUGCUGUUUGUCAACUCUGAACUAACUUUCUUUCUUUCUUUCUUUCUUUUUUUCUUUCUUUCUUUCUUUGAGAUUAAUCAAUAACAUAUUAUAUUAAUCAUAUGCACUUUAUCUAUGAGCCCAGUGGUUUCCCUGGUGAUGCCUUUCAGCUUUUCUACAUACUGCUGAAAAACAUUGAUGCUGCGCUGUAGAAUACUGACCGGUUUUUAAACGAAUUACUGAACGAUGAACGAUUAUUGUGAGGACCGAAUCUCGCACUGGAGCCAUGAGGCCAGUGAAGCUUCAUUAAUUCAUCAUUAAUCAAUCACACUGAAGAAGAAGAACAACAACAACAACGAGCAGUAGAUAUCUGUAUGGGAAAGCAAUAUAUUUCAGAAUAUGUGUUUUAAAUGUUAAUAUUUCUGAUACACACUUUCAAAUGUCGGCCCUUUUUUCAGCUACUAAUAUAUUUUAAAUAUCAAAUGAACAAAUAAAGAAAAUUUGAAGAUU
Molecule: messenger RNA, 1868 nt
Organism: Tachysurus fulvidraco (yellow catfish)
Lineage: Eukaryota; Metazoa; Chordata; Actinopteri; Siluriformes; Bagridae
Product: phosphatidylcholine transfer protein
Exons: 6
Coding region: 36-680 (214 amino acids)
Molecular function (GO): phosphatidylcholine binding; phosphatidylcholine intramembrane carrier activity
Source: RefSeq, a predicted model, not a curated record